CAAUCGAUUAUUUUUCAUCGCCAUCAUAGUGUAAUUUGAAGUGAAAACAUAAGAAAAACAUUUCAAAAAAAUUCAUUUCAAGAUUUUUUGAAAUUCAAUUUUAUUUUUCAAAACAUCAUAAAUUAAAGUAUGCAGCAAUUGCCCGUAACCGUUCCUUCGGAUGCAAAUAUGCUUCCUCCUGAGUUGAUGGAAACACCACAACCAGUAAUUGGAUUUGUUGGAUUGGAUUGUAGCCGAAAUCUUGUACACAAGUCAAUUUGGGAUGCAUUUAACACUAAUCGAAAAUUAGAUCGGGCUGCUAUUCAAUUUAAAUUGCUUCCAACUAACUACGAAUUUCCUGUUGUGAAACCGAAACGGCAGUAUGAGUGGUAUCACCCAAAAGGAAUAAUCAAACGCAAUUGGAUUCUAAAGCAUUUACAUGUGCUACCUGCUGUUAUAGCACUUUUUCAAGAUAUGGAGUGGAAUGAUCCCGAUUGGACAGACAAACAAUUUCAGUGUUUAUCUUUAGUACAAAGCAUUAAAAACUCCAUGCAGACGAGGCAUACAAAGAUAGUAAUCGUUUUGUUACAAAAAUCCACAAAUGCCGAUGACGUAUCUUCUAGUGAUCGGUUAUCCACGUUAGCCGCAAAAUGCGACAUAAAUCAGAAAAUGAUAUUUGUGCUUCCAUAUAACGAUAAUCUAAUGGGUUAUACUCUGCGUCUCGAAUCUGCAUUCUUGGACCAUGCUCAAUCGUAUUACUUACAGUCAUCUAAACAGGUGCGAGCUCAUAGAGAUCAAAUUUCUUCACAUUAUGGACUAAAAAUUCGGCAUCAAUUCAAACUUGGAUUCUACUGUGAAAUGCGUCUUGAUUUAAAUAGUGCUUUAAAGCAUUUUAGUCAGGCAUACGAGUGGCUCGAAGAAAUACGUAUUGUUGAUAGUAAUUGCUUAGAAAUAAAAGUUGUGGCAGGAUUCUUAAACUAUAAGAUAACAAAGUUAAUGUUCAACAUUGGCUCGCCAAGAGAUGCGAUUACACAAUUCCGGACACAUAUUGAUAAAUAUCGCAACAGAGUUGGUUACAAAGAUUUAACAUUCGAACAUUUUGCAUGGAUGAGCGUUCAGUAUAGCGCUUUUGCAGAUCUUUUUUGUGAUGCAAUUAAAUGUGGACUUCCAGCCAUUCAGACCCAACAUCCAGGAAUAUAUUAUCACAAAAGUGCAGAAUACAUGAGCAAACGAAAGGAAUCUUUUCAACAAAUUUGUCAAGCGCAAUCACCACUUAUUGAUUUUCUACCAUUGUCCGAACAAAAUGCGUUGAAUUAUUCGAACAUAUUGUAUAGUGAUUUCUUUGGAGUUCGCGGUGGCAAUCGCACAGAACUAGUAAAUGAACAACAAAUUAUCGCCAUUGUUCAGGAAUGUGAGAAAUAUUUUGGUCAUUCGAUUGCACAUAUUACAUUGUUGAGUCAAUCAAUGGCACAAUAUAAGUGUUAUAAGUGUCCAAGAUUUCGAAAGAAAUUAGCAAUUGAAAUGGCCGAAGAAUAUCUUAAAAUGGGCGAUGCAUCAAAAGCCCUGACCCUUUAUAGCCUAAUGCUAUCGGAGUAUCGUACAGAAAAGUGGAAUACAAUAUUCACACAAGUGCUUCUUAAAACUCUUCGUUCGGCAUUACUUUCAACAUCAAUUCCGGAUUUCAUUGCAUGCAGCAUUGAAUCUUUGUCAAAACAUAUAUAUCUGAAACACUCUGACCGCAUUGUGAUAUUAGAAAAUUUAUGGAAAGUUUUUCAAAAAGUUCCACCACUAAUACAAGGUCAAAUUGUCCCUGAAAUACACAUCAAUUGGGAGAAAGCUUUGGAAACAUUCCAUAUAAAAACAUUAUCAUUUGAUUUGGAUAAAAUUACCGAACUGUUUGAUUGUACAGUCAAAUUUGAGAAGAAUCAAAUUCAUCACGAUGAUAUAGCACGCGUCAAUCUUUUCAUUAGGUCGAUGUCCGACGUCCCAAUAAAAGUUCAUGAGUUUGUCAUCAUCAUAUCAGAUACAAAAUCGGCACAGAAAAUUGUUGCACAUCAGUGGACUGAAAUCAACAAUAUAGAAACAGAAAACCUGGAGCUUAAUAAAAAUUGUGAUUUAAUCAUUCAACCAGAAAAACAAUACAAAAUCGGAUUCUCUGGGGAACGCUAUCAAUUUAUGGAGAAUUCCGAAUUACGAGUCAUUCGUUUGGAAAUCAAAAUAGGAACACCAGAUAACUUUGUGACACUUCUACAAAGCCUACCGUCACAACAUAAGAGUGACUUUAAGAUGUACAAUCGAACUAAUGAAAAAUUAAAUAUCUCAAAUGAAAGCGAAACCUGUUAUAUAAUUCCAUUAUUUCAUUUGAAAACGGAAUCAUUGUUGAGUCACGAUACUAUGUUAACAAAUGAAUGGUUUGCUGUAACAAUUCGAAUUGAAAAUGUGUUCGAUAUGUUGGUCGAAAAUGUAAGUUUGGUCAUUACGGUUCCGGUUAAUAUUCAAAAUAAAGUUUUCAUUGCGUCUGAUCUAACAGCAUCCAGGCAAAAGUUGUUGUCACGAUUUGAGUUGAAUAUUGGAGACAUGGCUCCCAAAUCGCUAAAAAUUAUAAAUAUCAAUGUUAUUAGUUUAAUUGAAGGAACGUUAGAGCUACAAAAAACGGUCCGUUAUCAAAUUACAAAUGAUCGAUCGGGUUUCCCCAAAAAAGCAUUUGACGAGAAUCCAAUUCCAUUUGAGAAAUCCAUUCAAACAACAUUCAAGUCAAUGCCCAGUGUAACAUUGGACUAUAUUGAAGAUGCGAUUAUGAAAUCAAAAAAAGACACUAUCAGCAUUCCAUGUGAAGCAGAGUUUGUCUUUAUUGGACAGUUCUUCACUCUAAACAAAGAACCACUCAGAAAAGCCGUGAAAAAUGAAGAAUUUUUAUUUCAGAUUGAACUGGAAAUAAAAAAUCAGCACAUCGAUAUUUUGGAUAUGUUUCUGAUAAGUGACUUCAAUGUAACAGAAAAACCGUAUGUUAAAUCGCACCGGAAAAUUGAUAAAUCAUACUCUCGAGGAGAAAAGGUCUACGAUGUAUUAUUGUUACGGGCUGAACAAACGACACUUGAAUGGGUAUACCAACCCUUUGUAAAAUCGCCACAAAAAAAUAAUGUUUUUACAAAAGUCUCUUCAUUUGUUGAAAAUCACAAGCCAUUUGCGAACACACAAAACAAUGAAAAUCUGGAAAAUGAUUCAAAUAAAGUUAUAGAACAUAUACUAGAACCAAAAACAAUGUACAAUCAUACGAUUGACGCAUUCAAUAUGGUGGAGAAUCGAAAAGGUUUUCUGAAUGCACACACUUUACAUAGUUCAACAUCAGUUAAUGUUAAAAACCAAAUUAUUGGAGUCUAUUGUAUACGUUGGAGACGUACUGGAGAAGUAAACGAAAAUGAGACUAAAUUGAUUGUUAAUUGUAUUGAAAUUGUCGAAGCACCUUUAAAUAUAUACUGUUAUUUGGAUGAAAAAAUGUACGUCAAAGUACCAAUGACACUCUUGAUAACGCUAAAGAACACAUCCAAUUCAACACUACAUUUAAAAAGUUUUUUAAAAAACGCGGACAAUUUCAUGUUUGCAGGACACUCUCAGUUCAAUGUUUCUCUGUUUGCACAAUCAACUUUCAAUUUGGAAUUUAAUUUGUAUCCACUUAAAGCUGGUUGGCAAAAUUUACCAGAGUUCAUAAUUACAUUUAAUACCAAUGAAGAAAUCCGCGAUCAACAAAAUAAUAAUUUCGAGCUUCAAAAUCUGGUUGAGCGAUGGAUUCCUAAAAAAGUUUUCAUAUUGCCAAUGGUGAAACAAGCUUAAAUUCUUGAGGGAUGUUGAAAUAAAUGCAAAAAUAUAUAAUGUUAUUAUGACUUAAUCAUUUAUUAUUAUAUUAUGUGUAAGUUGUGCGAAAUAAAUGCAAAAUUAUUUA
Molecule: messenger RNA, 3919 nt
Organism: Contarinia nasturtii (swede midge)
Lineage: Eukaryota; Metazoa; Arthropoda; Insecta; Diptera; Cecidomyiidae
Gene: gry
Product: trafficking protein particle complex subunit 11
Exons: 20
Coding region: 130-3810 (1226 amino acids)
Cellular component (GO): cytoplasm
Source: RefSeq, a predicted model, not a curated record